Molecule: messenger RNA, 2975 nt
Organism: Arabidopsis thaliana (thale cress)
Lineage: Eukaryota; Viridiplantae; Streptophyta; Magnoliopsida; Brassicales; Brassicaceae
Product: Disease resistance protein (CC-NBS-LRR class) family
Exons: 2
Coding region: 120-2786 (888 amino acids)
Cellular component (GO): plasma membrane
Molecular function (GO): ADP binding
Source: RefSeq, marked reviewed
CAAUAGCGACGACUUUAGAGUUUGGAUUAUUGUCAAUUUUCACAACUCAGCAGCUCUUAUCCUUUUUCUUCUUCUAGUUCUCUGCCACAAGUUUACUUCUUCUUUUGUGUAAACGCAGGAUGGGAGGUUGUGUCUCUGUAUCAAUAUCAUGUGAUCAGUUGACGAAGAAUGUUUGUAGUUGCUUAAACAGGAAUGGAGAUUACAUUCAUGGCUUAGAGGAGAAUCUGACAGCUCUGCAGAGAGCUCUUGAGCAGAUUGAGCAAAGACGAGAAGAUUUGUUGAGAAAGAUUUUGUCUGAAGAAAGACGAGGUUUACAACGACUUUCUGUUGUGCAAGGAUGGGUUUCAAAAGUUGAAGCAAUAGUACCUCGAGUUAACGAACUCGUCAGAAUGAGAUCUGUUCAAGUCCAAAGGUUGUGUCUUUGUGGGUUUUGUUCCAAGAAUCUUGUCUCAAGCUACCGUUAUGGGAAGAGAGUAAUGAAGAUGAUAGAGGAAGUUGAGGUUCUUCGAUAUCAGGGAGAUUUCGCUGUGGUGGCUGAGAGAGUUGAUGCAGCAAGAGUGGAAGAGAGGCCUACUAGACCUAUGGUUGCUAUGGAUCCAAUGCUUGAGAGUGCGUGGAACCGUCUAAUGGAAGAUGAGAUUGGGAUUCUUGGUCUUCAUGGUAUGGGUGGAGUAGGUAAAACUACACUUCUCAGUCAUAUCAACAAUAGAUUCUCUAGAGUUGGGGGCGAGUUUGAUAUUGUGAUUUGGAUUGUGGUCUCCAAAGAGUUACAGAUCCAGAGGAUCCAAGAUGAGAUAUGGGAGAAGUUACGGUCUGAUAACGAGAAGUGGAAACAGAAAACAGAGGACAUAAAAGCAUCUAACAUUUACAAUGUGUUAAAGCACAAAAGGUUUGUCUUGUUAUUGGAUGACAUAUGGAGUAAAGUGGAUUUAACAGAGGUGGGAGUUCCGUUUCCGAGUAGAGAAAACGGAUGCAAAAUAGUAUUCACCACUCGGUUGAAAGAAAUCUGCGGGCGGAUGGGAGUUGAUAGCGAUAUGGAAGUCCGGUGUUUAGCCCCGGAUGAUGCGUGGGAUUUGUUUACUAAGAAAGUAGGAGAGAUCACAUUAGGGAGCCACCCUGAGAUUCCCACAGUCGCAAGAACAGUUGCUAAGAAAUGUCGCGGCCUACCAUUGGCCCUUAACGUCAUUGGUGAAACAAUGGCAUAUAAAAGGACAGUGCAAGAAUGGCGUUCAGCAAUCGACGUUUUGACUUCAUCUGCAGCUGAGUUUUCAGGUAUGGAAGAUGAGAUUCUACCUAUUCUAAAGUACAGCUAUGAUAAUUUAAAAAGUGAACAGCUCAAAUUGUGCUUCCAGUACUGUGCUUUGUUUCCAGAAGAUCAUAACAUUGAGAAAAAUGAUUUGGUAGAUUACUGGAUAGGUGAGGGAUUCAUAGAUAGAAACAAAGGUAAAGCUGAGAACCAAGGUUAUGAAAUUAUCGGUAUUCUAGUUCGUUCAUGCUUAUUGAUGGAGGAGAAUCAAGAAACGGUGAAGAUGCAUGAUGUGGUCCGAGAAAUGGCAUUGUGGAUAGCAUCUGAUUUUGGAAAGCAAAAAGAAAACUUUAUAGUGCAAGCGGGCUUACAGUCGAGGAACAUACCUGAGAUCGAGAAGUGGAAAGUUGCGAGAAGGGUGUCAUUGAUGUUUAACAACAUUGAAAGUAUACGUGAUGCUCCUGAAUCUCCCCAACUUAUAACUUUGCUCCUCCGAAAGAACUUCUUGGGGCAUAUCUCAAGCAGCUUCUUUCGGUUGAUGCCAAUGCUAGUUGUUCUUGAUCUAUCAAUGAACAGGGAUCUCAGACAUUUGCCAAAUGAAAUAUCAGAAUGUGUCUCAUUGCAGUAUCUGAGCUUAUCACGUACAAGGAUAAGGAUUUGGCCUGCUGGUUUAGUAGAGUUGAGGAAACUUUUAUACCUGAAUUUGGAGUACACAAGGAUGGUAGAGAGUAUCUGUGGCAUAUCAGGUUUAACAAGUUUGAAAGUGUUGAGAUUAUUUGUUUCCGGUUUCCCUGAAGAUCCCUGUGUUUUGAACGAGUUGCAGCUUUUGGAAAACUUGCAAACUUUAACCAUAACUCUUGGUCUUGCUUCUAUUUUGGAACAAUUCCUUAGCAACCAGAGGUUGGCAAGCUGUACACGAGCUCUGCGCAUCGAGAAUCUUAAUCCGCAAUCAUCUGUAAUCUCAUUUGUUGCUACUAUGGACAGUCUUCAAGAGCUUCAUUUUGCAGACUCUGACAUUUGGGAGAUCAAGGUAAAGAGGAAUGAGACGGUUUUGCCUCUGCACAUCCCAACCACUACCACAUUCUUCCCAAACCUCUCGCAAGUGUCUUUAGAAUUCUGCACAAGAUUGCGGGAUUUGACGUGGCUGAUCUUUGCUCCAAAUCUUACGGUUCUACGAGUAAUUUCAGCGAGUGACCUGAAAGAAGUAAUAAACAAAGAGAAAGCUGAGCAGCAAAACCUUAUUCCCUUCCAAGAACUAAAAGAGUUGCGGCUAGAAAAUGUUCAGAUGCUAAAACACAUCCACCGGGGUCCCCUGCCAUUUCCCUGUUUACAGAAAAUUUUGGUUAAUGGAUGCUCAGAGCUGAGAAAACUUCCACUCAAUUUCACGAGUGUCCCAAGAGGUGAUCUUGUCAUAGAGGCACAUAAAAAAUGGAUAGAAAUCCUUGAAUGGGAAGAUGAAGCCACCAAAGCCCGUUUCUUGCCUACACUCAAGGCUUUUCCGGAGAACAUCGACGCUGACGGCUAUGAGAUUUCCUUCUGAGACGAUGACUUCUUGUUGCUGAUAUUGAGUGACUUAAAUAUUCAGACAUAAGUGUUAUUGCUCCAACUCAACAUAUGUUAUUAAAUUCACUUUCAUUAAGUAUGGGGUUCAAGUUGUUUCAACCAUAUCAGAUGGUUCUUGAAACAACUUCAACCAAAUAAAUAUUCCGGGAAAUAAGGAAAACGAAGU